This is a messenger RNA of Ricinus communis (castor bean), 1837 nucleotides long. Its product is annotated as aspartic proteinase Asp1. Gene Ontology annotation, molecular function: aspartic-type endopeptidase activity. The transcript has 10 exons. NCBI's taxonomy places the organism in Eukaryota, Viridiplantae, Streptophyta, Magnoliopsida, Malpighiales, Euphorbiaceae. Gene Ontology annotation, biological process: proteolysis. The record is from RefSeq and is a predicted model, not a curated record. The coding region runs from base 270 to 1706 and encodes 478 amino acids.
GUCGUCUUAUUUUUCAAGAACCUCUUUAUCAAGCCAAGUGUUGAAUGCUAUAUUUUUUUUCUCUGUUUUUUUCCCUAUCAAAGCAGAUCAACUAAAAUCCAAAGCCUUGAAAGUUUAUAAUUCUCCGUCAAAUUUAGAGCAAAGAGAUAGACUUGGCCCUUCACUUUCUUUAAACUCUGCUAUCUGUCUCCUCACUCUCAUUAAUUUUUUUCUAGUUUUUUUAAUUUUUUUUCUUGAGCCUGAAAAUCUUGAAAACCUUUUCAGAUAGAAUGACAGAUAGAUUCAGGAAAAUGGAAAAGAAAAGAAAAAGGAGAAGAUUCUCAUCAUUGCUUAUGCAAUCAACUUUCUUUAUAGUAUUGGCUGCAACUUUUGAGGGCUCUUUUUCAGCGGCUAGUCAACGAUGCACCCUAAAAAAGUCAACCCAGCAUAGCUGUUUUGGUUCUUCUCUUGUGCUUCCAGUUUUUGGCAAUGUUUAUCCACUUGGGUACUAUUCUGUGUCCCUUUAUAUAGGCAAUCCCCCCAAGCUUUUUGAGUUAGAUAUUGACACUGGCAGUGAUCUAACUUGGGUCCAAUGCGAUGCACCUUGUACUGGCUGCACAAAGCCUCUUCAUCACCUUUACAAGCCAAGAAACAAUUUACUAUCUUGUAUAGACCCCCUGUGCAGCGCCGUCCAAAACUCAGGAACCUACCAGUGUCAGUCUGCUACUGAUCAAUGUGACUAUGAGAUCCAAUAUGCUGAUGAAGGUUCAUCUCUUGGUGUGCUGGUCACAGACUACUUUCCCCUAAGAUUAAUGAAUGGCUCGUUCCUCAGACCUAAAAUGACCUUUGGCUUAAAAGAAUCAGACCUUCAUCAAAGCUGUGGAUAUGAUCAAAAGAGUCCUGGUCCAGUAGCUCCUCCUCCAACAACAGGAGUCCUUGGCCUUGGCAAUGGCAAAACAAGCAUCAUCUCACAAUUACAAGCUCUAGGUGUAAUGGGAAAUGUAAUUGGCCACUGUUUGAGCAGGAAGGGUGGAGGAUUUUUAUUCUUUGGACAAGAUCCCGUGCCUUCUUUCGGUAUCAGUUGGGCACCAAUGUCGCAAAAGUCCCUGGACAAAUAUUAUGCUUCCGGACCGGCAGAACUUCUUUAUGGUGGAAAGCCUACUGGAACAAAGGCAGAAGAAUUCAUUUUUGACAGUGGUAGCUCCUACACUUACUUCAAUGCCCAAGUUUAUCAAAGUACACUGAAUCUGAUUAGGAAGGAGCUAUCUGGAAAACCGUUGAGAGAUGCACCAGAGGAGAAGGCCCUCGCUAUCUGCUGGAAAGGUACAAAACGAUUCAAAUCUGUUAAUGAGGUAAAGAGCUACUUUAAGCCCUUUGCACUAAGCUUUACAAAAGCAAAGAGCGUUCAGCUGCAGAUACCACCAGAAGAUUAUCUUAUUGUUACGAAUGAUGGAAAUGUGUGCUUGGGGAUUCUAAAUGGCAGCGAAGUAGGACUCGGGAACUUCAAUGUAAUUGGAGACAACCUUUUCCAAGAUAAAUUGGUGAUUUAUGACAGCGAUAAGCAUCAGAUCGGCUGGAUUCCUGCAAACUGUGACAGACUUCCCAAUUUGGACCGAUACUAUAAUGAAGGUUAUUGUCAGCCUUAUGAACCCGGCUACGGCUUCACAGAAAAGCAAUGUCAAGUCCAACAAGGUGAUAAACACAGGGAACGUUGCAGCAAAGAAUAAAAGGCAAAAAUAGCUUCAUAGCACUAUACAUAGUACGUGUUUUGUAACAUACAGAUCGGAAUAGACGUGAAUGGGUUGACCCAUACAAAGUACUAACAUUUUUUAUAAAAUAGGAUAAUGUCCUUGGUUCA